Messenger RNA from Hipposideros armiger (great roundleaf bat), 4457 nucleotides. RefSeq names its product ubiquitin specific peptidase 44 (gene USP44). Gene Ontology annotation, biological process: protein deubiquitination. Bases 166 to 2301 code for a protein of 711 amino acids. Lineage: Eukaryota; Metazoa; Chordata; Mammalia; Chiroptera; Hipposideridae. Gene Ontology annotation, molecular function: zinc ion binding; cysteine-type deubiquitinase activity. The record is from RefSeq and is a predicted model, not a curated record. The transcript has 6 exons.
GCCGCCCGACCGGGCCGCCGCCGCUACCGAACCGGGGGGUGGUGUGGCUGUGGGUGUCCCGGGGGCGAGCGCUAAGAUGGCCGCUGCGGCUCGGGCCGUUUUCAGAUACUUCAAGCGUGAACAAAGACUUAUUUGGAUUAUGUGUUUUUUGGCUAGACUAAAUAAAUGUUGACAAUGGAUAAAUGCAAACACAUUGGGCAGUUGCUGCUUGCUCAGGACCAUUCCAUCCUCAGCCCUCAGAAGUGGCAUUGUGUGGACUGCAACACAACCGAGUCGAUCUGGGCUUGCCUUAGCUGUUCCCAUGUUGCUUGUGGAAGAUAUAUUGAAGAACAUGCACUCCGGCACUUUCAAGAAAGCCGUCAUCCUGUUGCAUUAGAGGUGAAUGAGAUGUAUGUUUUUUGUUACUUUUGUAAUGAUUAUGUUCUUAAUGAUAAUGCGACUGGAGACCUGAAGUUACUACGUAGUACAUUAAAUGCAAUCAAAAGUCAAAAUUAUCACUGUACCACUCGUAGUGGAAGGAUUUUACAGUCUGUGGGUAUAAGUGAUGAUUCUUAUUUCUUACAUGAUGGUGCCCAAUUCUUGCUUCAAAAUGAAGAUCAAAUGCAUACUGCUCUUUGGCACAGGAGAAGGAUCCUAAUGGGUAAAGUCUUUCGAAUUUGGCUUGAGCAGUCACCCAUUGGAAGAAAAAGGCAAAAAGAACAAUUUCAGGAAAAAAUAGAAAAAAGAGAAGUGAAGAAAAGACGGCAAGAAUUAGAGCAUCAAGUUAAAGCAGAAUUGGAAAGUAUGCCUCCAAGAAAGAGUUUACGUUUGCAAGGUCUAGCUCAGUCCACCACAAUGGAAAUAGUUCCCAUUCAAGAACCACUACAAACCCCAACAUCACCAGUAAAAGAAGAUAAUGUAGUAUCUACCUCAGAAGAUGUAAAAUUUAAAAAAUCCAGUUACUCCUCAGUUAAACAAAAGUCAAUAGUAACUCCUGGUGUAACAGGAUUGAGAAAUUUGGGAAAUACUUGCUAUAUGAAUUCUGUUCUUCAAGUUUUGAGUCAUUUACUUAUUUUUCGACAAUGUUUCUUAAAACUUGAUCUGAAUCAAUGGCUGUCUGUGACAGCCAGAGAUAAGACAAGAUCACCUUAUAAGCAUCCACCAGUCACAGAUACAGUAUACCAAAUGAAUGAAUGUCACAAAAAAGAUACUGGCUGUGUUCGCUCUAGACAUCCAAGUUUAUCAUCCAGAGUAAGUGGUGGAGCAUCAAAGAGUAAAAGGAUGGAACUUAUUCAGCUAAGGGAGUCAAGUUCACAAUACAUUUCUCUCUGUCAUGAAUUGCAUACUUUGUUCCAAGUCAUGUGGUCUGGAAAGUGGGCCUUGGUCUCACCAUUUGCCAUGCUACACUCAGUGUGGAGACUAAUUCCUUCUUUUCGUGGUUAUGCCCAGCAAGAUGCUCAGGAAUUUCUUUGUGAACUUUUGGAUAAAAUACAACAUGAACUAGAGACAACUGGUACCACGUUACCAGCUCUGAUCCCCACUUCCCAAAGGAAACUUAUCAAACAGGUUCUGAAUGUUGUGAAUAACAUUUUUCAUGGACAACUUAUUAGUCAGGUUACAUGUCUUGCAUGUGACAACAAAUCGAAUACGGUAGAACCUUUCUGGGACUUGUCAUUGGAAUUUCCAGAAAGAUACCAAUGCAGUGGAAAAGAUAUGGCUUCCCAGCCAUGUCUGGUUACUGAAAUGUUGGCCAAAUUCACAGAAACAGAAGCUUUAGAAGGAAAAAUCUACGUAUGUGACCAGUGUAACUCAAAGCGUAGAAGGUUUUCCACAAAACCAGUUGUACUCACAGAAGCUCAAAAACGGCUUACGAUUUGCCACCUACCUCAGGUUCUCAGACUACACCUCAAACGAUUCAGAUGGUCUGGACGUAAUAAUCGUGAGAAGAUUGGAAUUCAUGUUGGCUUUGAAGAAAUCUUAAACAUGGAGCCCUAUUGCUGCAGGGAGUCCCUGAAAUCCCUCAGACCAGAAUGUUUUAUCUAUGACUUAUCUGCUGUAGUAAUGCACCAUGGAAAAGGAUUUGGCUCAGGACACUACACUGCCUACUGCUAUAAUUCUGAAGGAGGGUUCUGGGUACACUGCAAUGAUUCCAAGCUAAGCAUGUGCACUAUGGAUGAAGUAUGCAAGGCCCAAGCUUAUAUCUUGUUUUAUACCCAGCGAAUUACUGAGAAUGGACAUUCUAAACUCUUGCCUCCAGAACUCCUGUCUGGUAGCCUACACCCCAGUGAAGAAGCUGAUACCUCUAAUGAAAUCCUUAGCUGAUCCAAAGACUGGGGCUUCUUGCGAUUUGUAUAUAUACUUUUUAAAAGGGCUGACAUAAAAUUUUGAGCUUCAUUGUUUUUACUUUUUACUUACAAAUCAUUGCACACUAUGCUUAUACAUUUUUUAAUCUAACUUCAACUCUUUUUACAGGGACAAAAUUAGCAUAAAUACAUGUAUUUCAACGUCAGCAGGUAACUAAACUUUUUUCAAGUAGUUGGGAGUUAAGCUUUUAACGUUUACCUCAGACUGGUGUUACCUCUUUUAUAUUUUGAUGUUUUAAUUGGCUCAGAUCAUGAAUUUGCAAUCUUGGACUGAAGUUCAGGUGGCAUAAUUUUAUACACUUAUUUAUCUUUUGUAGCUAUUUUUUAUACAGAUUCUUAUUCGAUGAAAAAUUAGACACUUCCUUCACUAAAUCUUACCCCAAAAAAAGAAAAGGCAUUUCUUUCAGGACAUUUGUAUAUUGAAGUUACCUUUGCCCCCUGGAAUUAAACAGCUACUUUCAAAGAGAAAUAUCAAGGUAUCAUCUGAAUACUCAUCAAUCACACUCAUGGAUGUUCCUGAGACUGUGUUAGAGGACUCAGAAGACAUUAUUUUCAUUAAUGGAACUUCAUUUUUUCAAAAAUUUAAGUUUUAAUAAUUGUUCUUUAUUUGGCAUAGUCAAACUAUACAAAUGAAAAUGACAGCUUUAUAAAUACUAUGUUUAAAUGACUUCAAUACUAUGGACAUGAAAACAAUGACAGCUGAGAAUUAUAAUGCUGAUUUGUCUGGUAGCAAACAGGUUUGUCCAGAUUCUAAUAAAGCAGUCAUAUCAAAAAUUUGAAUUUAUUUAACUAUUAUAUGUUAUACAAGUACAAUUUAACUUGGAUGAGUCCAUUUUAAUGUUUAACAUUAGAUCUCUUAAAGCUUUGUACCAUAUCAUUUCUUGAGAUUUUUAAAGGAAUAAAAAUAAGUCUCGAAGAGAAAAAAUUACAUAGGGCAGAGAAGAUAACUGCAAAACUGGCAACUGGGCAACACGGAUCUAAUUUUCCUAAAUAACUAAAGCCUGAAUUACUUAAUCUUGCUGGGAUUAUGUGAAUACUAGGAGCCUCUUAGAUAUUCAGACACUGGGCCCUGACAUUUUAAAAAAUUAACUAAACUUGAAUUUUAUUAAAAAUAUAGUAUAUUCUUUGUUCUUCACUAAUAAUCUCCCUAGAUCUCUUUAAAAGCCUGCUAAUUUUAUCUCAGAAAGAGAAUCCACUAACUUCUGUUGAUCAGCUACGUAAAAUCUUAGCUCUGUUAAUCACUGGAAGAUCAUUUAUCUAUUUUUUCUCAAGUGGUUUUGCUUGCAGGUUGAAAUCUUAAUGAAAGAUAAUAUCCUGGAAUGCUGUUGUCCAGUAGUGAUCAUCUACAAGUAUAAGCUUGAGAAGGACCUCUCUUAGCAAGUUUUCCUUCAAUUUCAGAGAACAAGUCAUCUGGGGCAGCUGAUUGUGAAGUGCAAUGAGAAUUUAUCACUGAACAGACAAAUCAUGCCAAAAAUACAGCUUGAGUGUUAAAUGGCUAAGGUUUAAAAUCAUUCAUUUAUUAAAUACCUAUGCAAGUUGUUACCUCAACUGUUAAUGUAAUUAUACCUCAUUAAAGAUUUAUUUGGUCAAGAUACCUGAGUCGGGCCUUUUUUAAUUUCAAGGAUUGCUUUAUACUUAGGUUAAGUGCUGUACAUUUUAGCACCUAAUUUUAGUAGGAUAUUUUAAAAACAAAUGAUGUUGUUUAUAAUAGUAUAUUUGCUUGUUUCAGUACUUAUUCCAAUGUAAUAUACGAGAAAGAAACGAAGUGGCUUAGCCUUUUUUAAUCCCUUAAAACUAAAACCUAUGGGGGAGGCUGUGUGUAUUAAGGGAACGCUGCACUUUAUGCUCAAUUGUGCUACAAACCUAAAUUUGAUCUAAAAAAAAAAAGUAUUAAAAUAAAACUAAAACCUAGACAAUGAACAGAAAUUUACAUUUCUUACUGUACAUCUCAAUGCGGACUUCUAAAUUCUGUUAAGUUGAUCUAACAAAGAACAACAUGUUUUGGUUGUAAAUUCAUUUACUAAAGGCACUACUGUUAAACAUUCCAACUAAUAAUUUGUUGCCAGUAAGGUACAUCAUUAUAAACAUGACAAAAUGAGAUACAUGGCUAGGAGG